Molecule: messenger RNA, 14085 nt
Organism: Lagopus muta (rock ptarmigan)
Lineage: Eukaryota; Metazoa; Chordata; Aves; Galliformes; Phasianidae
Gene: TLN2
Product: talin 2
Exons: 58
Coding region: 411-8039 (2542 amino acids)
Biological process (GO): cell-cell adhesion
Cellular component (GO): cytoskeleton; ruffle; focal adhesion
Molecular function (GO): integrin binding; actin filament binding; structural constituent of cytoskeleton
Source: RefSeq, a predicted model, not a curated record
CUUUGUUAUGUGGCUUGCUGUGCCUGUAACAGAGGCACGUUCCAGAGAGCAAUGACAUAACUUGCUGUUGCUUUCAUUUACCUUCUCAUUUAGAAUAUUUAAAAUGGUCUUUUUAGACCAUUUUAAGCUGCUUUGUUGGCUUGGUUUAUUUUGGGGGGCUGAAAGAGAAGGGGUGAUGGUGGUCCCUCCAACAGUGCUGUGCCACUGGAUGAUGUCAAUUCUUGCUCGCUGCUGGACUGUUCUGUUGAUCCGUUCCAGUAUUCUGAGAUCCCAGAUUGGCUCAAAAGAACCUACCUGGUUACUGAGAGCAUCCUGCAUGGUCAGACAGCGCAUUGAGACUGCCUUAUUUUCUAUGAAAUGAAGUUUAAUUUUGAGACACUUCAGUAGGGAAUUGCAAGUGACUUGACACCAUGGUAGCCCUUUCCUUGAAGAUCUGCGUCCGCCAAUGCAAUGUUGUGAAGACGAUGCAGUUUGAACCAUCCACUGCAGUGUAUGAUGCCUGUAGAGUUAUUCGUGAACGAGUGCCAGAGGCUCAGAUGGGGCAAGCCUCUGACUAUGGAUUGUUCUUGUCGGAUGAAGAUCCUCGUAAAGGUAUAUGGCUGGAAGCUGGAAGAACACUGGAUUAUUACAUGCUGAGAAAUGGGGAUGUACUGGAGUACAAAAAGAAACAGAGACCUCAGAAAAUACGUAUGUUGGAUGGUUCGGUGAAGACAGUCAUGGUGGAUGAUUCCAAAACUGUUGGUGAAUUGCUUGUUACCAUUUGCAGCAGGAUAGGAAUAACAAAUUAUGAGGAAUAUUCUUUAAUCCAGGAGAGCGUUGAAGAAAAGAAAGAAGAGAGUACAGGCACACUUAAGAAAGAUAGAACGUUGUUGCGUGAUGAAAGAAAAAUGGAAAAAUUGAAGGCAAAGCUUCAUACAGAUGAUGAUUUAAAUUGGCUGGAUCAUAGCCGAACGUUUAGAGAGCAAGGAGUUGACGAGAACGAAACACUGCUGUUGAGAAGGAAGUUCUUUUAUUCAGACCAGAACGUAGAUUCAAGAGAUCCUGUUCAACUGAAUUUGCUUUAUGUUCAGGCUCGUGAUGACAUUCUGAAUGGUUCCCAUCCUGUCUCCUUUGAGAAGGCCUGUGAGUUUGGAGGCUUUCAAGCACAGAUCCAGUUUGGACCUCAUGUAGAACACAAACACAAACCUGGAUUUUUAGACCUAAAAGAAUUCCUACCUAAAGAAUAUACCAAACAAAGAGGGGCUGAAAAAAGAAUAUUUCAGGAACAUAAAAACUGUGGUGAGAUGACUGAAAUAGAAGCCAAAGUGAAGUAUGUGAAGCUCGCUCGCUCCCUGCGGACCUACGGAGUGUCCUUUUUUCUUGUUAAGGAAAAAAUGAAAGGUAAAAACAAGCUGGUUCCUCGUUUGCUGGGUGUCACUAAGGACUCAGUGAUGCGUGUAGAUGAGAAGACCAAAGAAGUGUUGCAGGAAUGGCCACUGACAACUGUGAAACGCUGGGCUGCCUCACCUAAAAGCUUUACUCUGGAUUUUGGUGAAUAUCAGGAAAGCUAUUACUCAGUACAGACCACUGAAGGGGAGCAGAUCUCUCAGUUAAUUGCUGGUUAUAUUGAUAUCAUCCUGAAGAAGAAACAAAGUAAAGAUAGAUUUGGUCUUGAAGGUGAUGAGGAAUCAACCAUGUUGGAAGAGUCUGUUUCACCGAAGAAGUCUACCAUCUUACAGCAACAGUUCAACCGAACAGGGAAGGUAGAGCAUGGCUCUGUAGCACUACCAGCUGUUAUGCGUUCAGGGUCCAGUGGCCCAGAAACUUUCAAUGUUGGCAUCAUGCCUUCUCCUCAGCAGCAGGUCACGAUUGGUCAGAUGCACAGAGGACAUAUGCCCCCUCUUACUUCAGCUCAGCAGGCCCUGAUGGGGACUAUCAAUACCAGCAUGCAUGCUGUUCAACAAGCUCAAGCUGACCUCAGUGAGGUUGAUAACCUACCACCUCUAGGGCAGGACAUGGCAUCAAGAGUAUGGGUUCAGAACAAGGUUGAUGAAUCAAAACAUGAAAUACACUCUCAGGUUGAUGCUAUCACUGCAGGAACUGCAUCUGUUGUUAACCUUACAGCAGGUGACCCUGUUGACACUGACUACACUGCUGUGGGAUGUGCAAUUACAACCAUCUCUUCCAACCUCACCGAGAUGUCUAAAGGUGUGAAACUGCUUGCUGCUCUCAUGGAUGAUGAAGUUGGAAGUGGGGAGGACCUCCUGAAAGCCGCUCGAACAUUGGCCAUUGCUGUCUCAGACUUGCUGAAGGCUGUUCAGCCUACUUCAGGAGAGCCUCGACAGACAGUUUUGACUGCAGCUGGAAGCAUUGGGCAAGCCAGUGGAGAGCUACUGAGACAGAUUGGAGAGAAUGAAACAGAUGAAAGGUUCCAGGAUGUUCUGAUGAGUCUGGCCAAAGCUGUUGCAAAUGCUGCUGCUAUGUUAGUGUUGAAGGCCAAGAAUGUAGCACAGGUUGCUGAAGAUACAGUCCUGCAGAACAGAGUGAUUGCUGCUGCUACACAGUGUGCACUCUCUACUUCCCAGCUUGUGGCUUGUGCCAAGGUUGUGAGUCCUACCAUCAGCUCUCCAGUAUGCCAGGAACAGCUGAUCGAGGCAGGAAAACUGGUGGACCGUUCAGUGGAGAACUGUGUGAGGGCCUGCCAGGCUGCCACAGAUGACACUGAGUUACUGAAGCAGGUCAGUGCAGCUGCCAGCAUUGUCAGCCAAGCCCUGAAUGACCUCUUGCAGCAUGUCCGCCAGUUUGCAAGCAGGGGAGAGCCUAUUGGACGCUAUGAUCAGGCCACAGAUACCAUCAUGUGUGUCACGGAGAGUAUUUUCAGUUCAAUGGGGGAUGCUGGUGAAAUGGUACGGCAGGCCAGGGUGCUGGCUCAAGCAACUUCAGAUCUCGUCAAUGCAAUGAGGUCAGAUGCUGAAGCAGAAAUUGACAUGGAAAACUCAAAAAAGCUCCUGGCAGCUGCGAAGCUCCUUGCAGAUUCUACAGCCCGCAUGGUGGAAGCUGCAAAGGGAGCUGCAGCCAAUCCUGAAAAUGAGGAUCAGCAGCAGCGUCUGCGAGAAGCAGCGGAGGGACUGCGGGUUGCUACGAAUGCUGCUGCACAAAAUGCCAUCAAGAAGAAAAUUGUCAACAGAUUAGAGAUUGCAGCUAAACAAGCUGCAGCUGCUGCUACUCAGACUAUUGCAGCUUCUCAGAAUGCAGCUGUUUCAAAUAAGAACACUGCAGCCCAUCAGCAACUUGUGCAGAGCUGUAAGAAUGUUGCAGACCACAUUCCUCAGUUGGUGCAAGGCGUGAGAGGAAGUCAGGCUCAGGCAGAAGACCUCAGUGCACAGCUUGCUCUGAUAAAUUCCAGCCAGAACUUCCUUCAGCCUGGAAGUAAAAUGGUGGCAUCUGCUAAAGCUGCAGUACCUACUGUGACUGACCAAGCAGCAGCCAUGCAGCUAAGUCAGUGUGCAAAGAACCUUGCGACCAGCUUAGCUGAGCUGCGGACUGCCUCCCAGAAGGCUCAUGAAGCAUGUGGCCCAAUGGAAAUUGAUUCUGCUUUAAAUACGGUCCAGACCCUCAAAAGUGAACUGCAAGAUGCAAAGAUGGCAGCUGUGGAUGGACAGUUAAAGCCUCUUCCUGGAGAAACUCUUGAGAAAUGUGCUCAGGAUCUGGGAAGCACAUCCAAAGCAGUUGGUUCAUCGAUGGCCCAGUUGCUAACUUGUGCUGCUCAAGGCAACGAGCACUACACAGGAGUUGCUGCCAGAGAAACUGCUCAGGCUUUGAAGACGUUGGCUCAGGCAGCACGUGGGGUAGCAGCAUCAACUACUGACCCUGUAGCAGCACAUGCAAUGUUGGAUUCAGCAAGGGAUGUCAUGGAAGGCUCUGCUAUGCUUAUUCAGGAGGCAAAGCAGGCCCUUGCUGCACCAGGAGACGCAGACAGUCAGCAGAGAUUAGCCCAGGUGGCAAAAGCAGUGUCUCACUCAUUGAAUAACUGUGUGAAUUGUCUACCUGGGCAAAAGGAUGUGGACGUGGCUUUGAAGAGUAUUGGGGAGUCUAGCAAGAAGCUCCUUGUUGAUUUGCUACCUCCAAGUUCUAAGUCAUUUCAGGAAGCUCAGAGUGAGCUGAAUCAGGCAGCAGCAGAUUUGAAUCAGUCAGCAGGAGAAGUUGUCCAUGCUACACGGGGCCAAAGUGGGGAACUGGCUGCAGCAUCUGGAAAAUUCAGUGAUGAUUUCGAUGAAUUUCUUGAUGCUGGUAUUGAAAUGGCUGGCCAAGCUCAAACAAAAGAAGACCAGAUUCAAGUAAUAGGUAACCUCAAGAGCAUCUCUAUGGCUUCCAGCAAGCUUUUACUGGCUGCCAAGUCUCUGUCUGUUGAUCCUGGAGCUCCUAAUGCCAAGAAUCUAUUAGCGGCAGCAGCCAGAGCUGUGACUGAGAGCAUAAACCAGCUCAUCACGCUGUGCACCCAGCAGGCUCCCGGGCAGAAGGAAUGUGACAAUGCACUCAGAGAACUGGAGACAGUGAAGGGAAUGCUGGAUAACCCCAAUGAGCCUGUGAGCGACCUCUCGUAUUUUGAUUGUAUUGAGGGUGUAAUGGAGAACUCAAAGGCUCUUGGAGAAUCUAUGGCAGGCAUUUCCCAGAAUGCAAAAACCGGGGAUCUUUUGGUCUUUGGAGAAUGUGUUGGAGUUGCAUCCAAAGCUCUUUGCGGCCUCACAGAGGCAGCAGCUCAGGCUGCUUACCUGGUUGGCAUUUCAGAUCCCAACAGUCAGGCAGGUCAGCAAGGUCUUGUUGACCCAAUUCAAUUUGCCAGAGCCAAUCAAGCAAUCCAGAUGGCUUGCCAGAAUUUGGUAGAUCCAGCAAGCAGCCCAUCGCAGGUAUUGUCAGCUGCCACAAUUGUGGCCAAACAUACUUCUGCUCUGUGCAAUGCUUGUCGCAUUGCUUCAUCAAAGACAGCAAAUCCUGUUGCCAAGAGACACUUUGUGCAAUCUGCCAAGGAAGUUGCAAACAGCACCGCUAACCUGGUUAAGACUAUCAAGGCCCUGGAUGGUGAUUUCUCUGAAGAGAACCGCAACAAGUGCAGAAUUGCUACCGUGCCAUUGAUAGAGGCUGUGGAAAACCUGACAGCAUUUGCUUCAAAUCCAGAAUUUGUCAGCAUCCCAGCACAGAUCAGCACUGAGGGAUCACGAGCACAGGAGCCAAUUCUAGUUUCUGCUAAAACAAUGUUAGAGAGCUCUUCUUUAUUGAUCAAAACAGCUCGUUCUCUGGCAAUCAAUCCAAAAGACCCUCCUACAUGGUCAGUGCUAGCUGGGCAUUCCCAUACUGUCUCAGAUUCUAUUAAGAGUCUUAUCACCUCUAUCAGGGAUAAGGCCCCAGGGCAGAGAGAAUGUGAUUACUCUAUAGAUGGGAUCAACAGAUGCAUCAGAGACAUUGAGCAGGCCUCACUUGCAGCUGUCAGUCAGAGUCUGGCCACAAGGGAUGACAUCUCAGUUGAGGCUCUACAGGAGCAGCUGACAUCAGUCGUUCAGGAAAUUGGCCAUCUUAUUGAUCCAAUAGCAACCGCAGCUCGGGGAGAGGCAGCACAGCUUGGGCACAAGGUUACACAGCUUGCAAGUUACUUUGAACCCUUGGUGUUAGCUGCAGUUGGUGUAGCAUCCAAAACUCUGGAUCAUCAGCAACAAAUGACAGUGUUGGACCAGAGCAAGACAUUAGCAGAGUCUGCCUUACAGAUGUUGUAUGCAGCCAAAGAAGGAGGAGGAAAUCCCAAGGCAUCACAUACUCAUGAUGCAAUUACUGAGGCAGCUCAACUGAUGAAAGAGGCUGUGGAUGAUAUCAUGGUUACCUUGAAUGAAGCUGCUAGCGAAGUAGGCAUGGUUGGAGGAAUGGUAGAUUCAAUAACAGAGGCAAUGAGCAAGCUGGAUGAAAGUACACCUGCAGAUCCCAAGGGAACAUUUGUUGAUUAUCAGACCACUGUGGUGAAAUACUCUAAAGCCAUUGCCAUUACAGCACAGGAAAUGAUGACUAAGUCGGUUACUAACCCGGAAGAGUUGGGAGGACUUGCAUCACAAAUGACCAAUGACUAUGGGCAUUUGGCUCUCCAGGGCCGAAUGGCUGCAGCUACUGCUGAACCAGAGGAGAUAGGGUUCCAGAUCAAGACUCGGGUGCAAGAACUUGGUCACGGCUGUAUCUUUCUCGUGCAAAAAGCUGGAGCUCUCCAGAUUUGCCCUACAGACAGUUACACCAAAAGGGAACUGAUAGAAUGCGCUCGUGCUGUGACUGAAAAGGUCUCCUUAGUUUUAUCUGCCCUUCAAGCAGGAAACAAAGGCACGCAAGCUUGUAUUACUGCAGCCAGUGCUGUGUCUGGGAUAAUUGCAGAUCUAGACACCACUAUCAUGUUUGCUACUGCUGGAACCCUUAAUGCUGAAAACAACGAAUCAUUUGCAGACCACAGGGAAAAUAUCCUGAAAACAGCAAAAGCCUUAGUUGAAGAUACAAAAUUGUUGGUUUCCGGUGCUGCUUCAAGUCAGGACAAACUGGCUCAGGCGGCUCAAUCAUCAGCUAACACCAUCACCCAGCUCGCUGAGGUAGUAAAAUUGGGAGCAGCUAGCUUGGGAUCAGAUGAUCCUGAAACACAGGUUGUCCUGAUCAAUGCUAUCAAGGAUGUUGCAAAGGCCCUUUCUGACCUCAUUGGUGCUACAAAAGGAGCUGCCAGCAAGCCAGCAGAUGACCCAUCCAUGUACCAGCUGAAGGGGGCUGCCAAGGUGAUGGUAACAAAUGUCACAUCACUUUUGAAGACUGUUAAAGCAGUAGAAGAUGAAGCAACUCGAGGGACAAGAGCUCUUGAGGCCACAAUUGAGUACAUCAAACAGGAACUCACGGUGUUUCAGUCAAAUGAGGUUCCAGAAAAGACAUCAUCACCUGAAGAAUCAAUCCGGAUGACGAAAGGAAUCACCAUGGCAACAGCCAAAGCUGUGGCAGCUGGGAACUCAUGCAGACAGGAGGAUGUGAUUGCUACAGCAAAUCUCAGCCGCAAAGCAGUAGCUGACAUGCUAACAGCUUGUAAGCAAGCAUCAUAUCACCAGGAGGUGAGUCAAGAAGUUCGAGAGAGAGCCCUGCGCUUUGGAACAGAAUGUACGCUGGGAUACCUGGAACUCUUGGAACAUGUCCUCCUGAUCCUUCAAAAACCAACACCAGAGCUAAAGCAUCAGUUGGCUGCUUUCUCCAAGCGGGUUGCCAGUGCUGUUACAGAGCUUAUUCAGUCAGCAGAAGCUAUGAAGGGGACAGAGUGGGUGGAUCCAGAAGACCCAACAGUCAUUGCAGAGACAGAGCUAUUGGGAGCUGCAGCAUCAAUUGAGGCUGCAGCAAAGAAGUUAGAGCAGCUGAAACCAAGAGCCAAGCCAAAGCAAGCAGAUGAGACUCUGGAUUUUGAAGAACAGAUCUUGGAAGCAGCCAAAUCCAUUGCAGCUGCUACCAGCGCCCUUGUGAAGUCAGCUUCAGCAGCACAGAGAGAACUGGUGGCACAGGGAAAGGUUGGAGCAAUCCCUGCGAAUGCAGCUGAUGAUGGACAGUGGUCUCAGGGACUUAUUUCCGCUGCCCGAAUGGUGGCAGCUGCAACCAGCAAUCUUUGUGAAGCAGCGAAUGCUUCAGUACAAGGCCACGCUAGUGAGGAGAAGCUCAUCUCAUCUGCAAAACAAGUCGCAGCUUCGACAGCACAAUUGCUUGUGGCUUGCAAAGUGAAGGCUGAUCAUGACUCUGAAGCCAUGAGGAGGCUACAGGCUGCAGGGAAUGCUGUCAAGAGAGCAUCAGACAAUCUUGUCAGGGCAGCCCAAAAAGCAGCUUUUGGAAAAGCAGAAGAUGACGACGUUGUGGUCAAAACAAAAUUUGUGGGUGGCAUUGCUCAGAUCAUUGCAGCCCAAGAAGAAAUGCUGAAGAAGGAAAGAGAGCUGGAAGAGGCAAGGAAAAAACUUGCUCAGAUCCGCCAACAGCAAUACAAAUUUCUCCCCACAGAGCUGAGAGAAGAUGAGGGUUAGCCUGCUGAGAUUUUCUUCUUGCCUUUUUUCCUUUAUUCCUCUUUUUAAAAAAUUUCCUUUUAAAGAAAUAAGCUAAGGGGGGACAGUAUAGUAAGAACUGACCUGACAACUUCUGGUAUGUCAAGCACUUACCUAAAUAAACUGCCUAUCACAGCUUUGGAUGAACAGAGAGCAAUAACUACUUGUUCUUUGUCAUCUGGGAGUGCAUUCUGUGAUGAUCAAGUAAUGGUACAGUAUUAUGUUCAUUCCUGUUCCUUCCUGGACUUACAUCUCAGAAGAGAAUCUUUCUCUUUUUACUGAAUAUUUUAAAUCAGUAUUAUUGUCACUUUCUUGAUGCUUGACACAUUUAUUGUUCCUUGACUUGAUAUAAAAUGUUCAUAUUAUUAGUAGGAAAUCAGUCAAGAAAUCAUGCCUGUGAUAAAUACCACAUGAGCUGGUGGCUCUCCCCCACCCACCCUUGUAAUAAGAAGACCAAGACAGAAAAGGAUGUAUGUCUGAGUGGGAAAGAUGCACAUGUGUGGUUUUGAAGAAAAUGCCUGGCCUGUCUGUUAUGUAACUAGUUCAUCCCAAAACUGGAGGAAUUCUCUGCACCUGUUUGCACUAGUAUUAUUACUCCUUACCUGAUAGCAACAAGCUUCUGCUUGUGCAGUAUUACGGUUCACAAAAUGUGGCAAUGCCAUUCUUUAAAGAGCGCAGAAAACAAAGAAAUGGAAACCUUGUCACUGCCUCAAUAAUAGCAGGUUCAUGAAGGAAAAUGCUGUUCCAAUUAUAUACCUCUAAUGUGUGACUACUUUUACAGUAUUAUACACACAUACACAUGCUCUCACAUUGGACUGAGUAGUUUGUGUUUUGUUUUCUAGUUUAAAUUAUCUGGUUUGUACUGUGGGAUUUCUGUUAGAAUGUAUGCUACUUAAAAAAGGGAAAUACCCCAGUACAACAGAAGGCUGUCACAACUCUUGGUAUUCUAAUAAUUUCAUUUGUAAUUAUUUUGUUUUGAAACCUGUGGGUAUUGUAGGAGAAAAGAAUAAGUGAUUUACAAGUAGACCUUUCUUGUAAUAUAAAAAAUAAAAUUUUGGACUCUAGGGAGUUUAUUUUCAUACUUGGAAUUGAUGAAAAUGUACUCACCAAAGAAUUGCAGAGAAGGAAUAGCAGCAGUCUAAGCAGCUGCAGAAAGGUACUGUAUGUUUUCAAUAUCUCUGUUGUGACCUAAACAGUAGCAACAUGGGUAGAGUGAGUAAAAACAUUUUAUCCUCUCAGAGAAAGAACACAAACUACAGCGACUUUAAGUAAUAAAAGCUAAACUAUUUGAGUAACUACAGAACCAUCAUUUUUCCUAACUACAAUUUCCAGUGUACCUCUGUUCAAGCCCUCUUAAAAAAAAAAGAAAAGUCAAGUCUCUUUAGGUCAAAGGUGUUGCUGCUACAGUGCUUCUGAAGGCUGUGCUGUCUUUAGAUACCCGUUACAUACCUCCAACUGAGCCUAUUAUGUUAUGAGCAUACCCAGCUAGUCAGUAUUGCAGAAAUACUUGUCUUGUAGACUCAGAAGUAACUCCUAGUGAUAUGUUUAUGGGUUUAGAUAGUGCUAACUUUUCAUUUAAGUUACUUGCAUGACAUAUAAUUACCAAGAAUUUUGUCACACUAGUGUUAAAUAUAUAGGAAACAUGAUUACAGAAUUAAUAAGUAUUAGUGUGUUUGAAGGUUUUCUUUUUUUGGCAGAGUUUCUUCUCUGGUACUGAAAUAUUUCAGAUUCAAUUGAAUUGUUGGAUAAUCUACACUGAGAAGGGAAAAAAAAAAAGGUAGAUCCCAGAUAGAACUGCUGGCAUUGACAGAUGUGCCGUGAAGUGUAGGCUUGUGUCCAUACACAAACCCUUACUAAAUGCAGGCAAUUCUGAGCUCUGCAAUUUCCAAUUCAGCACAAUUGAUAUUUUUUCUUUCAGCUGUUACACAGUGAAUUCAGUGAGUAGUGUCACAAUCUUAGGUAGAAAGGUAAGUCAGUUUUAUUUUUCUAAGGCCUAAAUAAAGACAGCUCCAGGUGACAGAUUUUCUGCUGCUGCUGGUAGGUCAAGCUUCUUUGCAGUUUUUUUCUUCUUUUAAAUUCAGGUAGCCUCACAUUCCCAUCUCUAUUUUUUUGAUAGAUCUUCCAGACAGAUUUGUUACUGCUCCUCCUUCAAGCUGUGUUUGACCUAUUUAGUCCCAUCAAAGCAAGAUGACGCUGUUUUUAGUACCGUGACAGUAUUUUACUGUAGGUAUAUAUAAUGUUGUAAUAUAUGAUCAGAAUGGUAUUUGCCAGUUUGAAAGAAGCCAAAAUCCUGGUCAAAUGCAACUGUAUGUGGGAAUUGCAUGGCUAGGAUAUUUUAUCAUACUAUGGAUGGGAAGGGCAUGCUCUAAUUGUGUACCAGAUAAAGGUGUUUGGAAAGUCCAUUUCAGCGCAGUUGUUUUGAGGCCUAUCUGUUUCAGAUUUAGUACUCCCUCUUAUCAGACAAGGAAGUAUUAUUCUUUUUUCUCCUUAGCUAUGUGCUCCACAGAGGAAACACAGUCAGCUAAGUAGCUGAACUUGAACAGCUCAAUGAGGUUUUUUUUUAUUGUGAACUUUGAGUCUUGAUCUGGGAAACAUUCAGAGAACAUAAACUUAUCUGAAAGCUUUCUAUUUCAAUUUAUUCUUGCUGUUAUAAUUUGCAGUACCACUGAAGUCCAGAUGUGCACAUCUGUGGAGUUUGGAACUAGUCCGUGCAUUUGUUUGGCAUGGAAGCUUGGAGCAGGAAGUGACAAGUUGGGGUAAGGGAUGAAGGUUAGUUAAUAAGGAAGGCAGAUGUUUACUUUGUGCUGUUAACUUGUGAAACGAUAAAUGGGCUCUGUUGUAUCUCACCCUUCUUCAUGUGGAUUUCACUUUAAGAAAUUGUAUGCAAAUUAAAAGCAAAAUGCCUCAAAGUUGUUUGUGUACAAAUAGUCCAGUGUUGUUUUCCCCAAGUGCCCAGGAAAUAAUUUGAAUGGAACGUUUUAUCGUGUCUAAGCUUUUCCUUUUCUACGUCAGAAGCUUCGAGGUAAGAGAAGAUUUAAAACAAAAAUUGAUGGCUGGACUCUUGUUUCAUCUGUUCCUUCCCCUUUGACUUUCUGCAUCUUCAUUACUUAAUUCCUAAUGAGAGAAUGCAUAAAUGUUCUAGAAACCUUUUCACUUAAAAUACGUAUAGCUUGUGAGCAUGUUUCACUUUUAAUUGGACCAAACUGAUAAAACGUUUACACCAGAAGUAUGGCUCACGCCAUCGCUAAAUCUACCUUCCCUAAUUUUUCUAAAUCUACAGGUUUAAAUGUUUUUAUGCUUUGUACUGCAAAUGUUUUGUCCUUCUGUGACUGCGUAAUGAUUACCAAAUUAUUUGCCUGUAUUUGAAGCGACUCCUGUAACCUACUUUUCAGUACUCACAGCAGUGUAAGUUAAACAUGUUGUAGUUGUUCCUGCUUAUGGAACAACACAUUUCUGUGGCACAAAGGUUGAUGCCAAGUGCAGAAGCUGUUAGGUCAAUUGAGAUGCUAGUCUGCUGCAGAUGGCUAAUUUGACUGCCCUUAGUGUCUUAGUGAAGUCUGAUGAAUUGCCUCAGAAGUGACAGAUGCACAGGCUGCAUCUGGCUCGUGAGCUACAUUUCAUUUAACGUGUGAACUCUGUCCUUGGGCACAGAGCAUCAGUGAAUGAAGAACACUACAGAGAUCCUUGAGCAAAUGUCACUGAGGGCAUGCAGCACAGGGUAGUCACACGGGGAUAUUUCAGACCCAGAGGUGACAUCCCUACCCUCGUCAGGGUGGUGGAGGGAUGCACCUCCAAACUCAGGCCAUUCUGUUCUGUAUCGUGCAGGAAGACCUGGUACUGAGGCACAACAGCAUUCAUUUCUUUAGUAGCUGGUAGAUCUAGUACUGACAGAGUAUGGCCUAAUUCAGCUGCUGGGUGUCAGAUCAGGGCUCUUACCAGUUGGUUGUAGUCAACAAACUGUUGGACUUAGUCUAAUAGCUGUUUACAGCUUUAUGUGAGCUAUAGAGAGGUCUCCAGAAGGCAUGAUAAAGGUGGUGCUAAGCUGUGUGUAUUGAGGAGCCUCUGCAUAAAGCAGAUACUGCAGGGGAGUUCCUGGGCCACAGUGUUUCAGCACCAGAGAAAUGUAAUAACAGGAUUGAUCAGAUAUAGCCAAGCUCAAUGUGCACGCAGAAGCAGCCAUGUCUUGAACAGUGGGAAUGAUAAACGCCAUGACAGUUCUAUCUGACAGCAUGAGUCAUUUUACCUGAAGAUUAUUUUUUCACUUAUUGAGCUACAAGUACUUGACAUUUUGUCAUGCUUUUUAAAAGCUAAUAAAGCAGCAGAGACUUCUGUUUCGUCACAAAUUAGUACGCUUUGUUGCAGUGGAAGAACCUCCGGCAUCUUUGUAAGUAUAUAUCAGAAUAGUGAACUCUCACUUUAACAUCUUUUACCAUUAAAGUUUUACACCCAAUAAAGGUACAGAGGAGUUCACAGUCACAUUGUUGCACCAUUAUGUGUAGUUCUUAUCUGGACACAAAAUUAAAUAAUACAUUGUGUUUUUGUCUGCACCAACAAGAAUGUCUAAAUAAUGCACUGUAUUUUGUCUACACCAGCAAAAAUGUAUAAAUAAUAUAUUGCAUUUUUGUCUAUGCCAAAAAUAAGCCCUUGAAGGAAUUCCUCUUCUGUUGUUUUGGUUUUGUAUGAAAGUAUUUGUGACUUACGUUGCACUUGUUGUCAUGCAAAGGAUUGUUUUACUACUUCAUUGAAAUAAGGCAGAAGUAUCUUUCUGCAGUGUGGGGAAAAGGCAGAAUUCCCACCUGACAGAAGUUCUAUGUACAGCUCUUCUGCACAGACAUAAAUAUGAAUGCCUGCUUCAUAGGCAGAAACCCUUCAGUAUCUUUAAAGCACGUUAACUACACGUAUAUAUAAAAGACAAAUGCCAGUUAUUCAAAGGUGCCUGAUGUUUGGUUCUGUUGCCAUGUUCCUUAGUUAUUGUGGAGGGAAGCCUGACAUUGCUUUUAUGUACAUUAUGGUUUCUGUAUUAUUCAGCAUCUUUCCACAUCACGUGCAGCUCUGUAUGUACAUAUGGAUUACUUCAUCUGCUACAUGAAAUCUAUUCCAGAAUUCUGAUUAGUUGUGUUACUGGUUGUCUGACACUGCUGUUGGCGGGGUGGCUGGUUUUGAUACUACUGCACUCAUUGGGAUCUUUUUUGCAUUGUGAGUGCCAUCAGUUGGGUCCAUCACCAGGUGUGUGUGCCUUGUUGCUGAGGAUAUGGUGACUUUCUUCCCUGUGGUCUCCAUGAUGGAAACAAGACUGAAGAUGCUCUUAUUUCAGGGCUGGUUAGCUUAGUAACGAAAUGGCACAGAGGCACUGUGCGUGUUUUAGGCUAAAUUCUUUAAAAAUACCUUUUUAAAGUACUAAACAUUUGUGACAAUUUCAAUUACUAGGAAAAGCAUUUGGGGAAUUUGCUGUCCUUAUUUUCUGUGCAGCAUGAUUUCAGUAUGUGUUGAAACUUCAGAGGCGCUAGGGAAGUUAAUUCUUUGUGCUUGCACAGUAAUGCCUGAAGAAUUUAAGACUAAACUGUGGGUUUUUUGGUGUUUUGUUUUGUUUGUUUGUUUUUUCCAGGAUUCUUAUCCACAAUGAUACGUAGGGUUUGCCCACUGCUAGUUUGGAUAACAUAAGGUUUAUAUAUCAGAUGUUACAAUUCUUUACCUGUUAUUUUCUUUAAGUAUGUUAUUUUAAAAACUGAUAGGAGGAGCUGGUGAUUUCUCAGCAUCCUAAAAUGUCCACUAUGAGAGUUUAUCCUAUGUGAAGAGGUUUUCUUUUGUCAUUACCUGUAAUUUAUGUUCCAUAAAGUCAAAAUCUCUUUAUUGAAAGUGUUAGGUUGAACUUCAAGCUCAGAAAUCCAGAACUUUGCAAGAUGAAAAUUCGUUUGCAGUACAGAAUUAAAUGUUGAUUUAGCAGUUUCAGAAGGGUUCUGAAGUUUGGAAAAGAUGCUGCAUAAAGAUAGUAAAAAUAAAAAUAUAUUGUUUUCUUAAUACAGUUCUU